CAUCCCCCAAACCCAUCUCUCUCUCUCUCUCUCUCUCUCUCUCUCUCUCUCAUAAAACUCCUCCCAUGGCUGCCUCCAAGCACAGAAGUUCCUUCCCACACCUCCUCCUAGCCUGUUUGAAUUUCAUCCUCUUCAUCCUCUCUGCAGCUUCUCUCGCCCCCAUUAUACUCAUCAAAACGCCACCAUCUUCAUUUGGUUUGGCAUUCCUCCUUGUCUCUUCCACUUCAAUUCUCUCCUCCUUUGUGGGUUUCUACUCUCUCCUCACCCACUUUUGCUUCGUAACCCACCUAACCCUCCUCCUCACCUCAUCAAUCGGCCAAUUAAUCUCCAUUUUAGCCCUUUUUACGAAAGAAAAUUCGAGCCUUUCCCUUCUGAAGUCGCCCAGAGACCCCCGAGAGGCGAAAUUACUAGUGAGAUUGGAAUGUGGGAUUUUGAUGGCUAUUUUUGUAAUGCAAGUGGGAGUGUUGAUACUAACUUGCGCUGUGCAUAGUUGUCGGGUUAGAGAGUAUGAGGGAUUAGAAGCUGAAAGAGAGGUGACGGAGAAGAAAAGGAGUCGAAGGAUCGCGAGGGUGCAGGAGUCGUCGAUGGCGAAUUCAGAGAAAAUAGCCGAGAUGAAAGCGAUGGAAUUGGAUGAGAAGAUGAAGAGCAAGUAUGGGCACUUGAUGAAAACUGACUUUGAAGGCUAAAUGGUUUAAUGGAGGCAUUUGAAUGUUCUGUUUGUUGAUUUGUGCUUUAAGGUUCUUGUACAUCUGAAGAUGUUCUUGUUCUCGUUCUCGUUCUUGUUCUUGUUCUUGUCGUACUUUUCUGGGGGUCACUAUGGGGUGGCCACUGGAAACUCUAUCUAAGCCCAUAAAUGUUAUUUGAUUUGUGAUGUUCUCUGUA
Molecule: messenger RNA, 882 nt
Organism: Rhododendron vialii
Lineage: Eukaryota; Viridiplantae; Streptophyta; Magnoliopsida; Ericales; Ericaceae
Exons: 1
Coding region: 66-686 (206 amino acids)
Source: RefSeq, a predicted model, not a curated record